This is a messenger RNA of Populus trichocarpa (black cottonwood), 790 nucleotides long. RefSeq names its product nucleoside diphosphate kinase 1. Lineage: Eukaryota; Viridiplantae; Streptophyta; Magnoliopsida; Malpighiales; Salicaceae. The transcript is spliced from 4 exons. Gene Ontology annotation, molecular function: nucleoside diphosphate kinase activity. Gene Ontology annotation, biological process: UTP biosynthetic process; GTP biosynthetic process; CTP biosynthetic process. Bases 108 to 554 code for a protein of 148 amino acids. The record is from RefSeq and is a predicted model, not a curated record.
GCUUUUCUUUUGCUACGUAUAAAAGCCCGUCAUAAAUCUCUUUCUCCGUCACUCAUUGUUUUUGCCCUUUCACUGCAACAGAAGAGGAAAAGACUCAAGGGAGAGAAAUGGAGCAAACCUUCAUUAUGAUCAAGCCCGAUGGCGUCCAAAGAGGACUCGUUGGUGAGAUUAUUUCAAGAUUUGAGAAGAAGGGAUUCACUCUCAAAGGUUUGAAGCUGCAGACUGUUGAGCAAUCUUUUGCUGAGAAACACUACGAGGACCUGGCCAAGAAGCCAUUCUUUGCCGGUCUUGUUCAGUAUAUUAUUUCUGGCCCAGUUGUUGGAAUGAUUUGGGAGGGAAAAGGUGUUGUUGCCACUGGCCGUAAGAUUAUCGGAGCCACAAAUCCUGCGGCUUCUGAACCUGGAACUAUCCGUGGUGAUUUUGCUAUUGAUGUUGGGAGGAAUGUUAUUCAUGGAAGCGACUCUGUUGAGAGUGCUACUAAGGAAAUUGGACUGUGGUUCCCUGAGGGCCCUGCUAACUGGCAGAGCAGCCUGCACCCAUGGAUCUAUGAGUAAAACUUGUGCCAGUUUGGAAGCCAUUGGCCAUCCUUAUUUAGCUUCUCAUGUUUGUUCUAUCAGUGAACAAUAAAUGUUAAGUUGUUAUCCUAGCAUGUUCAAGUCUGUACUCUGCGACUUUGCUUUGUUAAGUUGCUCAAGUUAAUCAGCAUUCUUACCAAGCUCUAUAGUUUUCCAAGCAUCAACAAUCAUCAUCGUUAACAGUUUAAUUGGAGUUAAUCUUGAGUUCUAUUUUA